Molecule: messenger RNA, 1881 nt
Organism: Dioszegia hungarica
Lineage: Eukaryota; Fungi; Basidiomycota; Tremellomycetes; Tremellales; Bulleribasidiaceae
Product: Carboxylesterase
Exons: 10
Coding region: 1-1881 (626 amino acids)
Source: RefSeq, a predicted model, not a curated record
AUGAGGACCACAGCGCUCCUCACCCUCUUACCUCUCAUCGCAGCGAGCUGGGUCCCGCGUCAGGCGGCCAGCUCGGUCUCGUCCGCUGCUGUCUCGGGGGCUUCUUCGGCGGUGGCUUCAUCAGCCGUAGCAAGCGGCGCCAGCUCUGCUGCACCAGCUGCAUCCUCUGCAGCAUCGACCGCCGGAAACUCGACUUCUACUGGCCCGAAGGUGACGAUCUACCCGUACAACGCCCCUGCCGCAGGUGUCACCAUCACCGGUGUGCGGACCAGCAGUCUCGUUACGGACGCCUACCUCGGUAUCCCCUUCGCUGCUGCUCCUGUCGGAUCUCUCCGAUUCGUGUCUCCCCAGCUCCCGACCUGGAACACCUCCACCUUUUCGGCGACCCGCCAACCGCCUGCGUGCCUGCAGCGCAACUCGACCGCAUACGGCGGCAAUGGCUACUCUGAGGACUGCCUCUUCCUCAAUGUCUUCACUCCCCAGGGUGCGAAUGCGUCCAAUGCCUACCUUCCGGUCUUUGUCUGGGUGUAUGGCGGUGGAUUUACCAGCGGCGCGGCGAGCAUCUACAAUGCAAGCUUGAUCAACGCUGCGGGUGCCACUUCUAACCGACCCUUCAUCACUGUCGUCAUCAACUACCGACUCGGCUUCUUUGGCUGGCCGUACGGCAAGGAGAUCGCCCAGAACGGCGCUGCCAACCUCGGUCUCAAGGACGUCGUCGCAUCCCUGCAGUGGGUGCAAGACAACAUUUGGGCUUUCGGAGGUGAUCCCAGCCGGGUCACUCUGGGUGGUCAGAGUGCAGGCGCUAUUGCCGUUGCGCUGCUCUACCUCCGUCCCGACCUGGAGCUCUUCCGUUCAUCCAUCAUCCAGUCUGGCGGAACCUCGACAGCCCCCAUCUCGCCUACCGGUGAGGCGUGGGAGGAUGUCUACAGCCUCAUCGUCUCUUCGACAGGCUGCAACGUCACCGCCGCUGCUGGCAAUUCCACCUCGGCAACCAAUGCCACUGCGAACGCCGGUAACUAUACCAGCUCGUUCGAGUGCCUCAAGUACGCCCCGGCCGACAGGCUGCUCGCUGCGCAAAUCGCGGUACAGAGUAACAUCCGAUAUGGAUCUAGCUUUACAUUCGCCCCAUCUAUCGACUACGAUCUCGUUCCGGACUCGCCCCAUGCUUUGGUCGCUUCAGGCCAAUUCGCACGCAGGCCGAUGAUCAACGGGAAUGUCAAGGACGAGGGAACCAUCUUCGUUCCUCGUACCGUUCCCAGCGGUCAGGUCCCCCUGCUCCUCGGUGCCAUCGAGCCUGUUCCCCCAUCCAACGCCACUUUCGCCAAGCUGCUCCAACUCUACCCAGACGUCCCUGCACUUGGAAGUCCUUUCGGGACCGGUAACGAGACAUUCGGUCUCAGCUCUGGGUACAAGCAGGCAUCCGCCAUCAUUGGCGACAAUGCCUUCCAGGCCAACAGGCGAUGGUUGAUUCGCAACUCGCAGAACUACUUCCCGGAUGUCGGGGUUUACUCUUACUUCUUCAACCAGACCACUCCUGGCGCGGCCAACUACACCGGUGUUUAUCACGGAAGCGACGUGCCUUACGUCUUUGGAUCGGUCUUCGCUGGUGGCAACUACACUGCUGCGGACCGGAACCUGUCCACCAUCAUGGGCAACUACUGGAUCAACUUUAUCUACAACCAAAACCCCAACGGCGCCAACGCUACCAACUGGCCCGUAUACGGCAGCUCUUCCGAGCAGAACAUGCUUCUGCUCCAAGCCAACAACGUGACGCUCAUUCGCGACAACUACCGCGAGGAGCAGAUCGCCUUCUUCAACUCGGAGCCGGACCAGUUCAACCUCAAGAAGAGGGGGCUGGUAGAGGAGGAGCAGUUGAUGUAG